Messenger RNA from Vespula vulgaris, 1433 nucleotides. RefSeq names its product chromatin modification-related protein MEAF6 (gene Eaf6). The transcript has 4 exons. Bases 126 to 773 code for a protein of 215 amino acids. Gene Ontology annotation, cellular component: NuA4 histone acetyltransferase complex. Lineage: Eukaryota; Metazoa; Arthropoda; Insecta; Hymenoptera; Vespidae. The record is from RefSeq and is a predicted model, not a curated record.
GUGCGAAUGAGCGUAUUAGGUUCGUGAGUACAGAAGGUGUAGCAUCGUGGGAAGUUUUUCCUUGGUUAAAUCUCGGAUAAUAUUAAUCUCGAUAAAAUUAAUUUGAGUAUUUAGAAGUGAAAACAAUGUCGACAAAAUCCUCAGUAGAUUUAAGAGCCGAAUUAGCGGAACUUGUAAAGCGUAAAGCAGAAAUUGCCGAUACAUUAGCAAAUUUAGAACGUCAGAUAUAUGCAUUUGAGGGAAGUUACUUGGAAGACACACAAUUAUAUGGGAAUAUAAUACGAGGAUGGGACAGGUAUUUAGCAAGCAAUAAAAAUACCAAUAGUAAAGCAGAUAAACGUAAUAGAAAAUUCAAGGAAGCUGAAAGAUUAUUUUCUAAAUCGUCUAUUACAUCUAUGGCAGCUGUAAAUGGUCUUGUGGAAAACACGCAAGAAAAAAUUGAACGAUACAGUGAAUCGGAGUCUCAAAUUGGGAACAGUGGCAGCGAGGAUAAUUGCAACUUCAGCAAUUCAAAUACAAUCUCUAGUAAUAACAAGGAAACCAGUGGCAAAAAUCACACUUCUGUACAAGCUGGAUAUACUCAAAAUAAUGGCACUGUUAGCAACCCUGAUUCUGGUUCCACCCCUUUCUCAAACGGACCUAUGUCCAAUGGCAAUUUAGAACAUGUUCCUACGCCCAUCAAGGAUUGCCAUAAUAACAGCAAAGACUCGAAUAAAACCAAAUCUACAAACAGUGCUAAAAAAAAUAGUAACAAAAGAUCGAGAAACAGAUAGAGUUACUAACACGAAUUACAUGGAUUAUUGGUGUUCACAGGGGAUUAUUCUUUAUGAACGAAUUUCUUUCGUUCGUAUGCAAAGUAACUCUAACAGAACUACAUUUUGAUAUUAACGUGAGCAUCAAUGUGUAUUAAAAUAUCAACCUUAGAAAAAAACACAAGUUGUUGUUUGUAAAAGAAAAUAGUUUUCCAUGGAAGUAUGAACGUUCGAAAGCAACGUGCUUCGAUUAAAGUGUUUGAACAUUUAUAUAUUUGAUGUGAGAAAGAAACUAAUUUUAGCGUACGACUUGCGUUUAAUAUAAAAAUAAAAGGAAAAAAAAAAAAAAUCAUGAGAGAACUAUGUCACUUCGACAUUCUUGUAAUUGCAAUCAUCGCCACUGUUACAUAUUUUUAAGUAUUUAUAUUGGUUAUAGACAUUUCUUUCAUAAAAAAGAACGCAGUAGUAAAACUAAGAGAGAAGUUAAUGCGCAAGUAAAGUACCUUAGAAAAAAAUAAUAAUAAAUUUCGUCUGAAUGUGACUCAUAUUACCUCUGUUCGAAUAUAGUAAACAAAUCUAUAUACAUUAACGAUACAUCUCAAUUCGUCCAACUGUUAGCAAGUAUUAUGUGUGAAUAUUUUAUUUUAUUAUUUUUAUAUUAAAUAUUCUUCUUAUUUCUUA